This is a messenger RNA of Suillus bovinus, 2664 nucleotides long. Its product is annotated as vacuolar assembling sorting protein VPS16. Lineage: Eukaryota; Fungi; Basidiomycota; Agaricomycetes; Boletales; Suillaceae. The coding region runs from base 128 to 2596 and encodes 822 amino acids. The record is from RefSeq and is a predicted model, not a curated record. Gene Ontology annotation, biological process: intracellular protein transport; vacuole fusion, non-autophagic; endosomal transport. Gene Ontology annotation, molecular function: actin binding. The transcript has 13 exons. Gene Ontology annotation, cellular component: endosome; cytoplasm; HOPS complex.
UAGUCGCACAACAUUUGAAGUACAUCUGAACAGCCCACCUCCAUUGAGUUCGUCAUUGUUGCGAGUUCCUGGUUCGACUGCUACCUUGAAGAACAACUUUCGUAAUUCGGAUUUCCUCAAUUCAAGGAUGGACACCGUACAGCACCCUUCGGCAACAUGGGAAGCAGUCUCGAAUGGCAUUGUGUUUUACAGACGCCAGCAGCUGUACACACUGCCUGGAAAGCUCCCAAAUAUCGCUGACUACCUGAUCGCUGGGUGCAAGAAUGGUGGGCCGAUAGCACUUAUGAGAGACGCCUCAAAGCUGGUUGCACUGGGUCGCGGAGGACCUGCACUUACGAAAUCUCAAAUCCAGGUGUACUCACCGGCCGGAGAGGGCUUGCUACUAUUCAGUUGGGAUCAAGGCCGAAUAGUCCGGUUCGGAUGGACCUUCGAUGAGCGACUUGUGGUUUUGAAUGAAGAGGGUGUGUAUCGUUUGUACGACUUGCAAGGCGACUACCAGCAGUUUUCGUUGGGCAACGAGGCAGCGGAGUUGGGUAUAAUCGAUGCUAGAAUACAUGAGAAUGGACUAGUCGCCCUGACAGGCUCUUUGACUCUCCUGGAGGUGAAAGACUGGGAAGGCGGGAGGCCAUUAGCCCUUGCAAGCCCUGGGAUAUCCGAACCACCUCAUUCGUGGGCUGUUAUACCCCCGGAUCAAUCGAUAUCGAGACAUGUUGAGGUGCUGCUCUCUGUGGAUGCCACGAUUCUUACCGUGGAUAACCUGGAAAGUACGGACCAACGCGUAGCCCGUGGACCAUUUUUGCAUGUCUCUCCUUCGCCUAAUGGUAAAUUCCUUGCAUUAUUAACUUUCUCUGGGCUUCUUUGGGUCGUUUCAUCGGACUUCCAACGUGAACUAGUCGUUCUUGACACAACAACUGUGUGUGCUGAAGGACCGGUCAAUCAAGUGGAAUGGUGCGGCAACGACGCAGUUUUGGUUACUUGGAAUGAUCUCGCAUCACUUAUUCUGCCAUCACGACAUAACAUCGCGGGAGAAACUCUGCGUUAUCAGUAUUAUGGUGCUACCUUUGUCGUCACGGAAGCCGAUGGUGCCCGUGUCAUGGGGCAGGACGCUUGCGACUUCAUUCAGAAAGUUCCUGUGUCUUCGGUAUCAAUAUUUCGUCCAGGCUCAACAUCAUCAUCUGCCAUCCUGUUUGCAGCUUGGGAAAGUUUCGUACAACGAUCACCAAAAGCAGACGAGAACAUACGAAGCAUUCGAUCAGACCUUGCUGCGGCUGUGAACGAAUGUAUAGAUGCUGCUGGUCACGAAUGGGAUCCUCAUUGGCAAAGAAAGCUGCUUAGUGCCGCAAAAUUUGGAUGGGGAUUUCUAGACCUUUACAAUCCCACCGACUUCAUAGCCAUGGGUCAAGCAUUGAAAGUUCUGAAUGCUGUCCGCUUCUACGAAAUCGGAAUUCCUCUGACAUAUUCGGAGUAUCAAUAUGUAUCCCCGGCGCACCUCAUAAAUCGUUUAACAUCCCGAAACCUGCACCUUCUCGCUAUCCGUGUUUCUUCCUUCCUGUCUCUUAAACCUGACGUUGUUCUCAAACAUUGGGCUAGUGUGAAGAUUACACGGUCCAAGUCUUCUGCUGCUGACGGUGAAGACGAUGAAGUGUGCAGACUCAUAGUAGACAAAUUUGAGAAGCUCGGGGGCGGUGAGGUGAGCUAUGCAGAUAUUUCCCGGCGAGCAUGGGAGGUUGGGAGGACGGGAUUGGCCACCAAGCUACUAGAUCACGAAACUAGGGCCUCCGAUCAGGUUCCAUUACUAUUAACCAUGCAAGAGGAUAAACUAGCUUUGGGAAAAGCUGUUGAUAGCGGUGAUACCGAUCUCGUUUACCAUGUAUUACUACAUCUUCACAAGCGCCUUCCUUUGGGCUCUUUUUUCAAGUUGAUCGAGGAUGGCGGAGACCAGCUUGCACCCGCAAGCAAGCUCCUUCAAGUUUACGCUCGGGAGCAGAACCGAGAAAUGUUAAGAGAUUUUUACUACAGUGAUGAUAGGAGAGUUGAGAGUGCAAUUCUGGCGCUGGACGAGGCAGCCCAAAUGACUGAUCCUCAUGCGGUGAUGACAGCUGUAAAUGUGGCCGAGAAAUUCUUUUCAGAGGACAAAGACCGUCCAUUUGAAGCCAAGAUGAUGAAUGAAAGUGUUCGCCUGCUUGCGCUUCAGCAACAAUAUGAGAAGGAUUCAGAUGGCAAAGUCAAGUUUUUCGGACAAAGCGUCUCUGAGACGAUACGCACGUGUAUCUUGAACGGUAUGAGCAAGAAAGCCGACCGCGUCAAAAGCGAGUUCAAAGUUCCAGACAAACGAUUUUGGUAUCUUAAGUUACAUGCGCUCACAGCUAUGCGAGAUUUUAACGCACUAGACGCGUUUGCGCGUUCAAGACGGAGUCCCAUUGGCUACGAGGCAUUCGUAAAACAUCUUGUCGAAGCUGGUCACCCCAAGGAGGCAGCUUCAUACGUAAUACGAUGCGAUGGCCCAAAACGCGUGGGACUUUAUGUGCUGUGCGAAGACUGGCGUGCGGCGGGCAGGGAGUGCAAAGAACGUGGAGAUAAGAAAGGGAUGGAGUAAGUAUUUUGGCUAUUGUUCACUGUUCAUGGCUUAUUGUGGUUGAAGACAACUCAGGAAGUCGUGUCCUA